Messenger RNA from Aspergillus ochraceoroseus IBT 24754, 530 nucleotides. RefSeq lists its product as uncharacterized. Lineage: Eukaryota; Fungi; Ascomycota; Eurotiomycetes; Eurotiales; Aspergillaceae. The coding region runs from base 214 to 396 and encodes 60 amino acids. The transcript has a single exon. The record is from RefSeq and is a predicted model, not a curated record.
UUUGUUUUUUUUUUUUUUUUUUUUUUUGUUUCUUGCUCAUCUUAUUUUAUUUGAGAUCUUUUUCAUGUCAUCCUCCUCCUCCUCUUCUUCUUCUUCUUCUUCUUCUUUUUUCUUGCUGGGACGUUUUCUCCAUUUCCAUUUCCCACUUGGUAUAAUAUCGUCUGUUUUGUCUGUUGUGUCAAGCAAGGAGUGGGCAGGAAUCUGGAGUUCUUGAUGGCCUUUUUCUUCUUCUUCUUCUUCUUCUUCUUCUUCUUCUCUUUUCUUCCCGUCUUCCUACAGAUAUCUGCACCUGCCCAUGCACAUUUUUUCUUAGAGGAGUCGAGCUUUUUCUAUCUCUGUUUGUACCUACGUACUACUAAGCGAGUGCUGGUUUCGUUUCGGUCUGAUCGAGACUGAUAUUGAUUGAUGGAGCAGUGAGUGGUCGGUCCUUGCUGGCAACGACUUGGAAAGAUAGAUAUCUGAAUGCGAGUUGCUCAUUGAUCCUGUCAAUGAUAGUUGAUAGCACAUUCCUAAUGCUAGUUAGUUGGUUC